AUGUUGGCAGCGUCAGUGGACGAUGAGCAAGCUGAAGCAGAACUCUCCGAAAUCAAGUCACAAGCUAAAAUGAUUUUCCGCCGGAUGAGUCGCAAUUCGGAGCCACAGGCCAGUAUUGAAUCUGGUCAAUAUAGUUUACACUAUCUUGUCAAGGAUGAUGUCUGCUUUCUGUGCAUUUGCGAUCGUUCAUACCCCCGGAAGCUUGCGUUCACCUAUCUCGCGGAUUUAGCCACGGAAUUUACCACCACAUACUCCCCGUCACAAUAUCACUCGCCAACCCUCCGACCAUAUGCUUUCGUGGAAUUCGACACAUUCAUUCAACGUACCAAGAAGCUUUAUCAGGACAGCCGUGCAUCACAGAAUCUUGGUCGCCUGAAUGACGAGCUUCGUGACGUAACCAAAGUGAUGACCAAGAAUAUCGAGGAUCUUUUGUACAGAGGCGAUAGUCUUGAGCGUAUGGGUGAGCUGUCAGGACGUUUGCGCGAGGACAGCAAGAAAUAUAGAAAAGCUGCAGUGCGCAUUAAUUGGGAACUGUUGCUGAAGCAGUAUGGGCCAUUCGCGGGUGUCGGCUUCCUUGUGCUCUUUUUGAUCUGGCUUCGCUUCUUCUGA
Aspergillus clavatus NRRL 1 is the source of this 609-nucleotide messenger RNA. RefSeq names its product SNAP receptor SEC22. The coding region runs from base 1 to 609 and encodes 202 amino acids. Lineage: Eukaryota; Fungi; Ascomycota; Eurotiomycetes; Eurotiales; Aspergillaceae. Gene Ontology annotation, molecular function: SNAP receptor activity. Gene Ontology annotation, cellular component: endoplasmic reticulum-Golgi intermediate compartment; Golgi membrane; endoplasmic reticulum membrane. Gene Ontology annotation, biological process: vesicle fusion with Golgi apparatus; retrograde vesicle-mediated transport, Golgi to endoplasmic reticulum; endoplasmic reticulum to Golgi vesicle-mediated transport. The record is from RefSeq and is a predicted model, not a curated record. The transcript has 4 exons.